Messenger RNA from Phasianus colchicus (ring-necked pheasant), 4131 nucleotides. RefSeq names its product TIMP metallopeptidase inhibitor 4 (gene TIMP4). NCBI's taxonomy places the organism in Eukaryota, Metazoa, Chordata, Aves, Galliformes, Phasianidae. The record is from RefSeq and is a predicted model, not a curated record. Gene Ontology annotation, biological process: response to cytokine; negative regulation of endopeptidase activity; response to hormone. Gene Ontology annotation, cellular component: extracellular matrix. Gene Ontology annotation, molecular function: protease binding; metalloendopeptidase inhibitor activity.
CUGAAAAUCAAAGCAAACUUGUCAGUUGCUAAAAUGACUAUAAAAUCAACCUUAUGUUGUAGAACAUGCACACAUUUCUGUAGCAAUACUACUUUGUCUACUACUGACAAAAUAGCUUUUCAUGAGUCUUGAUUAAAAUGGUUCAAAUUACAUUACUGAAUUCUCAGUUCUCAAACUUGAAUUGUGACAAAAAAUACAGUUCUUUAAGUUCUGUCCUCCAUGUUAAUCUGUGUUUUAUAUUACCACUAUAUUACAACUUUAUAACGUUUAGAAAACAUAUCCAGGCUGAUAUCAACAAAAGAGCUGAAGCUGAAACUUCCAAUUUUGGAAUUUCUGUGUGUUCCAUGCAUAACAGUAACCAGAAAAUGCAGAUACAGAUCUGUGUUGAUCAGGACUAAUAUUGAAAAUGAAUGCAGAGAAAAAGCUGUGCCUCCAACAUACAUUAAAUCUACAUUAAAUCUUUGAUAAAAUAAUAAAGAAUGCCUUUUAUUGCAGCUUUUAUUUUUAGUUCAUUAUUCCUUGUAAAUGCUAAUGGUACUAGUCUUACAAAUAGAGCAUUCUUUUUCAUAAAUGAUGUUCUGUCCAGCCUGCAAACAGGAAUGUCAUCUCAAGAAAAUGCACAGAAGGGCAGGGGAAGACCAAGGACUGCAAAUGAAAACAGAGUUUAAUAAAGGACAGCUGUUUACUUGACCAGAAUAGAGAAGGUAGCAGAUUUAUUUUGUAAAUUCAGGCUGGACGAAGAUUUACUAGAAAAAGAUAAAAAUCUUUGUUCUGCUACAGAUCAUGAAAUUAACUGCAGAUACUUGUAAAAGCUGUUUUUGUAAAGGCUUUUGAUUAUUAAUAGUUAUACUGACUCAUAACAGCAACGUUGCAGUGCUUACUAAGGUAAUCUCACUUCUGGUACAAUAACUUUCACCAAUGAUGUGCUUUUUCCUUAAAGGAAGGCGGAGUUACGAGUUAGUGUCUGGGCCAUAAAUAAGAGGUUCCUAUGUCAGGGAAAUUAGAAGUCAGUUAACAUAAGCGUAUACUCAGACUGAGCAUUAGAGGGCUUUUCUAAACCACCCAAGUCUGCUGAAAUUGAAGACGCAGAAGAAAUCAGAUAGUCUGUAGGAAGUUUAGAUAUAAAAUCAACAGUAAGAAAGCAUUUUCUCUUGGCAGACCGAUUAGCUGUGCUUAAGGCAGCAUGAAUCCUGUACUUAGUACCUUGUUGUUUUCAGUGCUUCUGCUGCUGACCCACAGAAUUCAGGAGCUGGUGGAGGCGUGCAGCUGUGCCCCUGCUCAUCCGCAGCAGCUCAUCUGCGAUUCUGCUUUAGUGAUUCGAGCAAAAAUAUCCAGUGAAAAAGUGGUUCCUGCCAGUGAUGAUCCUCUCGAUACCCACAAAAUGAUCCGGUAUGAAAUCAAACAAAUAAAGAUGUUUAAAGGAUUUGAAAAGCUCAAGGAUGUCCAGUAUGUCUAUACUCCCUUUGAUUCAUCACUCUGUGGAGUGAAACUAGAAGCAAACAACAAAAAACAGUACCUUUUGACAGGCCAGAUUUUAAAUGAUGGUAAAGUCCUCAUCCAUUUAUGCAACUACAUUGAACCAUGGGAUGAUUUAUCCUUGUCUCAAAAGAAGAGUCUUAAUCAGAGAUAUCAAAUGGGCUGUGGCUGCAAAAUUACUACCUGCUACAUGGUGCCCUGCUCAAUCACUGCACCAAAUGAGUGCCUCUGGACAGACUGGCUGAUAGAAAGAAAGCUAUAUGGGCACCAAGCCAAGCAUUACGCCUGUAUCAAGAGAAGUGAUGGCACUUGCAGCUGGUACCGAGGUGGCCCUCCCCCAGAGAAAGAGUUUAUUGACAUCAGCGAACCUUAAAGUGAUCACUUCCUAAAAAGCCUUGGAGUCUAAUUCCAUCAAAAAUUGCACGCUCACAGCUUUGAACUGCUAUCGUCUAAUGUAUCCAUUGCUUAGAAACAAAAACAAAUUGUCCUGUAAAGUUAAAGUAUGAGUCUUUGGAAUUGGCACUCAGGCAAGAAGAGGAACAAACCUCCCUGGAGAUAGCUAUUCCUUAAGUCCUGCUUUGUACAGAGAGGCUCAAACUGAGAAUGCUGCUCUGUGUUUUAUAAGGCAUAACAAGUUUCCUUUUUUUACCAAUAUGAAUGUAUGAGAACAUAAGAAUGGUCAGAAAUCUGUCCCUAUUUCUGCUAACCUACAGAUCGAAAAAGCUCCACAUUUUAUUUCAAAUCAUUCUGAUGAAUUAAUGAAUGUUUUAUAGAACUAUUUUUUUUUCCCAUAUGAAAGUCUUCUGAUACAAAAGAAUUAUUGUACAGUGUAUAUGUAAAGUAUUUUAACAAUCUGCUAUAAAAGAUUCAGAAAUCCCUGUUUUUUCCUUACCUUUUGAAACAAGUUGAACACUUCUGUGAUUAAAACAAUCUCUACUUCACAUUUUGUUUGUUAAUUAUGUCACAGGUUUCUUUAACUAACGAGUUGUAACAUUCAUUGAUAAUUCAGUUAAAACACAAACUCGAUAAUCAAAAUCUCAAUAUCCAACUCAAUAUUCUACAAGGUAUAGCUAGUCCAUAGGAAAGUAAAGGCAGAUGUUCUAAUGCUUCAGCAUUUUAUGGAAUCAACACAAAUAACAACAGGUGAAAACUGCUUACCCGUUUACAGAAAUCACGUCCAUCAUCACUGCAGCUGUACUAAUUAAUAGUGCCUCUCUAAUUACAUGACUAGAACAAUUUAUUUCAGCACUGUUAAAGCCUUGGCUUCAGAAACUCACAUAAAAGUAAAUGCACAAGAUAUUUAAUAACUUACACUGCAAGAGAUUUCUAAAAAGCUCUCAAAUAUUUGAGCAUAUUUAAUUAUAAAUCAAAUUUACAUUAAUAAUUUCGCAUUCAUGAAUGCUCAUUGUAAUUUGUCAUAAUGAGUUGUCAACUUGUGAACUUAUCCUAGAGUUACAGCAGUUUGCCUUCAAUUUUUUUUUAGGGCUUUAACUAUUAAGAAUUGAUUACUGUAGUUAGUAGCCAGUCUCACACAUAUAUAAGUUUACAAAAGCAUCUCAAUUCACAGUGGUAAAACUGCAGAAGUUAUCUCAUUCAGAGCCAAAGUUUAGACCACUGUUAAAGUAGUGCUCAUGUUCUAGAAACUGGAUGAGAACCAUGAUCCAAGUUAUGGGUCCUAUGUUUUAAUCUAAUUUUCUUUAUUGGGUUUCUUGAAAAUCAUUCCAAUUUUGCCUAUGGAUUACUCUCUCAUAUUACUCACAUAGAAAUUUAGAACUGCAAACGUUGCAAAACCAACAGGAACACUCAGCAUUAUUCCUUUGGGGAGAGUUGCCUAUGUCCCUUAGUAGGGACAUAAAUGUUGCCUGUCAUUUUUAUUUACAGUCCUAAGCUAAAACAUCAUACAUUUGUGUGCCAAAUACAACUCCAAUUUAGUUUUCUGUUUUGCUGAAGACGAACAAAAAAUUACCAGUUGGGCAGUUUUGGCCAUUGACACACAUGUGUGCACACAACUACUUACCUGAAGGAAAUAUGAAGGCCACUUUUCUUCCAACUGAUAUUGCAAAGACAACAUUGGCAGUGCUAAUUGCUGCUAGUGCUGUGCAUUUAUAUUAACAGUUCACAGACAGAUUGAAAAAAAGAAAAAAACAGCAACAAAAAAGCCAGGCAUAAAUUCCUCCUGUCAAGCCAAAACAAUUCAUAGACAAGUCUGCAAAAGCUUGAUAACGAUACAAAGUCCAAAUCAAGCACAUGGCUAGUUAAUAUUUCACACAUGGACAACAUAGCAUUUGUUUCCUAAAGUAUUUUGAUGUAAUGGUGCAUUUUGAAUAUCACUCAGCAGAAAACAGAUAUUUUCUGCUUUUAAAUGAAACAUAGUUCUGUCUCUUUUUCAGUUUUAUAAUAAGUAGACCUUAAAACUGAACUAACCAAACUCUCAUUUCUUCUUUGUAGACAUUGUAAAAAUAAAUGUUUUCUUCAGUAUUUAUGAACAAACUAUAACAUGAAUUGUAUGUUAUAAUGAGUUUUUAAAAUGUUUUAUAUUUGAUCUGCCAUAAAGUGUCCAAUAUGAAGUGUUUCAAAAUUAUUGGCUGUCCAGUUUGAUUUCUGUCUGAACUCAAAUCUUGCCAAACUUUCCAUAAUGGAUGAUAAAAAAGAUGG